UACAGGUUAUUUUACGAGAAUGGCAGAAUCUCUGAACUCAGGUGCUUCGAAUACCGAGGAAACUGAAGAUACUCAGGACUUUGAUGGGCAGGAAGCUGAUCAAGAUAUUCCAGUCGAGAGUGCUGAUAAGAGAAAGAGAUUCUUCAACAAAGAGUUGAGAUGUAUGAUGUAUGGAUUUGGAGAUGAUCAGAAUCCGUAUGCUGAGACCGUAGAUCUACUCGAAGAUUUGGUACUGGAUUUCAUUACAGAUACAACCCUUAAGGCCACCCACGUCGGCAGGCAAGGCAGAGUUCAGGUAGAGGAUAUCAUCUUCCUGAUCAGAAAGGACCCUCGCAAGUACUCCAGGAUCAAGCAGCUUCUACUUAUGAAUGAGGAACUCAAGAAAGCAAGGAAGGCUUUUGACGAAGCCAAUUACUAGCCCAGAGGCAUUGUUUGUUAAUCAGGGUCAGUAGGGGACAUCGAUGCUUCAAAGGAAAUUCCACUACUUCAAGAGACUUGACAUUGACAAAGUACAUCAGUAUCCAUCGUUUGAUUCUUGGUGAAUUCACAGUAUUCUGAAUCAAGUGUAGAAUUACUUAGUGAGUCAUUAGGUUAGAUUUCUGACAAUUCGAUAUUUGUGAAAUCGAUGGAUUUAAGCAAUGCCAAUAGUUUGAUUGCUGUGUUCUUGUAGAAACGGCAGGAAACUGUAUCAAGGUUAGAACAACUUUGUGACUUCUUGUGUAAAGUUCUUGGUGAAUUACUUCAGCACAUCUGCAGGUCAGGGUCAACUCUGCUCAAGAUGGUCAAAUGUGGCAAAGGAGACAUUGGUCACCAGCGAAUGAACUUCCUGUACCAGGCGGCCCACUGCAGCCUGGCACAGAACCCUGGGAACACCCAGCUGGCCAGGUUCUACAUAGAAACCAUGAAGAACGUAGCGGCAAAGCUCGUGCUGCGACUCGCACCUCACAUCAAGCGCACGAUAUGCAAAAAGUGUAGCGCCCUGUUGGUCCCAGGAGUUACAGCUACGGUCAGGGUCAAGGGUCGACGGCAGAAGCACGUCGUGGUCAGGUGUAUGGACUGUAAGCAGGUGAAGAGGUUUAACACAGAUGAAAAGCAUGUCCUGUGGGUGCAUAAACCAGAAGCUGUUCAAUGAAAGAGCUAGCUGACAAGCUAUGACUAGACAAAGUAAUGACUUUGAGGACCUGUCCCCAGUCGUUCAACAAGACUAAAGGCUCAUUCAGACAUGACGUAAACCACC
Strongylocentrotus purpuratus (purple sea urchin) is the source of this 1237-nucleotide messenger RNA. Its product is annotated as transcription initiation factor TFIID subunit 13. Gene Ontology annotation, biological process: transcription by RNA polymerase II. Bases 20 to 418 code for a protein of 132 amino acids. Gene Ontology annotation, molecular function: protein heterodimerization activity. The record is from RefSeq and is a predicted model, not a curated record. The transcript is spliced from 4 exons. Lineage: Eukaryota; Metazoa; Echinodermata; Echinoidea; Camarodonta; Strongylocentrotidae. Gene Ontology annotation, cellular component: transcription factor TFIID complex.